AUGAUGAACGGGACGGACCUGAAGAAAGCCGCCAUCAACCAGGCCAAGAAGGUUGCGACCACCGCCGCCCUCGCGGCCAACGGCAACGGUCAGAAGAAGCGGCGAAAAGGCGACAACCUCAAACCCAUCAUCACCACAGACAGCGCGGCGUCGUCGAGUCUUCACGACAGCCCCACCCAAGCAGAGCCCGAAUCCCCCUCCUCCUCCACCUCCGAAGACGACCCCGCCGAGACGACGGCAGACGAAGAGGACUCGGAAGACUACUGCAAGGGCGGAUACCACCCGGUCCAUGUCGGCGAAACAUACAACAAUGGCAAAUACGUCGUGGUGCGCAAGUUGGGGUGGGGUCACUUCUCGACCGUCUGGUUGUCACGAGAUACUGCCACUGGGAAACACGUCGCGCUCAAGGUGGUCAGAUCGGCGGCACACUACACCGAGACCGCCAUAGACGAGAUCAAACUAUUAAACAAGGUUGUCCAAGCCAAUCCGAACCAUCCUGGCCGCAGAUAUGUGGUCAGUCUCCUCGAUUCCUUCGAACACAAAGGCCCCAACGGCGUGCACGUAUGUAUGGUGUUUGAAGUGUUGGGUGAGAACCUGCUGGGCUUGAUCAAGCGCUGGAACCACCGGGGUAUCCCGAUGCCCCUGGUGAAGCAGAUCACCAAGCAGGUCCUCCUCGGGUUGGACUACUUGCACCGCGAAUGUGGCAUCAUCCACACAGAUUUGAAACCGGAGAAUGUUCUGAUCGAGAUCGGGGAUGUCGAGCAAAUUGUUAAAGCUUUCGUGAAAGACGAGAAAGAACCGACAAAGGACGACAACAGAAAUGGGCGAAGACGAAGACGGACGCUGAUCACCGGCAGCCAGCCGCUGCCGAGCCCACUGAAUGCCAGUUUCACGAACCUGGACAAGUUGGGUGGCCAUGGCCACCAUCAGCCCAGCAGCCUCAAUCAGGUCAUCAAUGAUUCCGUCUCCAACAAAUCAGCAGAGGGCCUCUCGAUGCUUGAGCAAUUGAAAAUGAAAUCGAAGGAGAACAAGCCGAACGAGGAGCAGACGGCAAGCGGGAAGACGAGAGAAGGCACGACAGACCCGCUCGAGAAGGACCUGGCCGGAGUCUCCCUGGACAGCAAGAAGUCGACCGACGCGGAAAAGGUGUUGAAGGCGGCCAAGAACGAGGACGAUCCCGUGGGCGAGAUCAUUUCUGUCAAGAUUGCCGACUUGGGCAAUGCUUGUUGGGUCGGUCACCACUUUACAAACGACAUUCAGACGCGACAGUAUCGGUCGCCGGAGGUGAUCCUGGGCGCCAAAUGGGGUGCCAGUACGGAUGUGUGGAGUAUGGCAUGCAUGGUAUUCGAACUCAUUACUGGAGACUAUCUCUUUGAUCCGCAAUCAGGAACAAAGUACGGCAAAGAUGACGACCACAUCGCACAAAUAAUCGAGCUCCUCGGCCCCUUUCCCAAAUCUCUGUGUCUCUCCGGGAAGUGGUCCCAAGAAAUCUUCAACCGCAAAGGCGAAUUGCGCAACAUUCAUCGAUUACGACACUGGGCCCUGCCCGAUGUCCUCCGGGAGAAGUAUCAUUUCUCGGUCGAGGAAGCCAAGAAGAUUGGUGAUUUUCUGACCCCCAUGCUCGAGUUACCGCCGGAAGCGCGCGCGAAUGCCGGCGGCAUGUCGAACUCGGAGUUCUUGAAAGGCGUCAAGGGCAUGGAGAAUGUGAACCUCGAUAUCCCUCCGGGUUCCAAAGGCGAAGGAAUCGAAGGCUGGGCAUGUGAGGUCAAAAAGCGGUGA
This is a messenger RNA of Cladophialophora carrionii CBS 160.54, 1779 nucleotides long. RefSeq lists its product as uncharacterized. Gene Ontology annotation, molecular function: protein kinase activity; ATP binding. The coding region runs from base 1 to 1779 and encodes 592 amino acids. The record is from RefSeq and is a predicted model, not a curated record. Gene Ontology annotation, biological process: protein phosphorylation; spliceosomal complex assembly; regulation of mRNA processing. The transcript has 3 exons. NCBI's taxonomy places the organism in Eukaryota, Fungi, Ascomycota, Eurotiomycetes, Chaetothyriales, Herpotrichiellaceae.